AUGGAUAACCAAUCUAACUCAAAGUCUAAAAUUUGUCCUAAGAAUGAAACCGAUAUUAAAAGAUCUUUUUAUUCAGAGGAUGAAGCUGAGUUAAUUCCUAAGAUUCCAUAAAUAGCAAAACCUUCUAAAUUUUCAAAAGGUGAUAUUCAUCCUUUUUAAACUGAUGAUUCUGAUAAUACACCUAAAUAAGUGCUUACUCCAACAUCACCUAAAGGAUAAAAUAAAUUAUCUAAGUUCAAUUAGAAGGAUCAUCACAUUGAAAAAGAUUCUGACAUUUAGUUUGAUUCUGAAGAAGAGAAAAGAAAAGAAGAAACAAAUGAUAAUACAUAUCAUAGUAAAGCUUCUCAAGAGAAUGGUAUUGAAGAAAUGGGUCAACAAAUCUAAUAAUAAUAUUAAACACCUAAAUUAGGGCAUUUACAUCUCCCAAUUUCUAAAUCUAAUUCUACAAAACAAGUAUAAGCAAAUAAACACUUUAGCAUAAAAGAUCAUCCAUUUAAGCAUCUCAUAUAUGGAAGACAUGUGAAUUAUAAUCAAUUUUUAAGAUUCUUAUAACUGGUUCAAAGUGGUUUGGUUUAUGCUUGCAAUUCUUUAAAAGGACCAUCUGAAAAUUUUUUGAAAAGCAGAUUUGUCAGACUUAAAGAAUCAAAUAUAAGAAAACAGAAAUUCUUAGUGUUAGAUUUAGAUGAGACUUUGAUUCAUAGUUGUAAUCAUAGAGAUUUUCCCCAAGUUACAAUAACUAUUUAAGAUGAUAAUUAACAUGUUGAUGUAUUUAUUCUAUUAGUAAAAACUUAGUUAACAUUUAAUAUAAGACCGUAUUGUCAAGAAUUUCUAAAAGAAAUGUCAAAGCACUAUACAAUUUAUUUAUUUACAGCUUCAUCAGAGAUGUAUGCUCAAGCAAUAGUGAAUCAUUUAGAUCCAAAACGAUAAUACAUCUCAGACAUUUUAGGUAGAAAAAAUUGUUUUGAGACUAAAAAUGGUUUCUUUAUAAAAGACUUAAGAAUAAUUACAAAUAGAAAUUUAAAAGAUAUUGUAAUAAUUGAUAAUCUGGCACAUUCUUUUGGGUUAUAAUUGGAAAAUGGGAUUCCAAUUUUAGAAUGGACUUAAGACCCAAAAGAUGAGGAAUUAAGAUUUCUAUAAUAAUAUCUUAUUGAAUUGAGUAAAGAAGAAGAUGUAAGAAGAUUCAAUAGAGAGAAAUUAAAAUUAAUUGAUUUAGUUGAUUUUAAACUUGUAAUCUGA
Messenger RNA from Paramecium sonneborni, 1236 nucleotides. The record is from the annotation of a GenBank genome assembly. NCBI's taxonomy places the organism in Eukaryota, Ciliophora, Oligohymenophorea, Peniculida, Parameciidae.